UGCACGGCUAGCUGGGAGUGGGUAGUGGAGGUAAAACUUGCCGGAGCUAAGAGUGUUGUUCUAUUUGGAUAACAAAAUGAAACCUGCCAAGCUGCACUAUUGGAUUUUGGGUUGGUUUUUCAUGGCACUAUGUUGUUGGUGUACUUCAGAUACUUUUACUCAAAGUGACAUCCACCCUCAUGCCUGGAAAAAGCUGUACUUUGCUCAUCAUUGGCCAGUGACUGUAUGUAAGAUGAAUGCUAAUGAUUGUCAUGAUCCACCAAAGUACUGGACAAUCCAUGGAUUGUGGCCUGACAGAGCUGAAGACUGUAACAGAACAUGGCAUUUCAAUGUCACCGAGAUCAAGGAUCUUUUGUCAGACAUGAGACACUACUGGCCUGAUGUGCUUCAUUCAUCUCUGAAUCGCACUCAGUUCUGGAAACAUGAGUGGGACAAACAUGGCACUUGUGCAGCCACGCUUGAGGUCCUUAAUUCUCAGAAAAAAUACUUUGGUAAAGCCAUAGAACUCUACCAGCAUGUUGAUCUCAAUGGUUGUCUCUUGAAAGCUGGGAUAAAGCCAAGCAGUUCAUAUUACAAGAUGACUGCUAUAAAGGAAGCUCUUACAAGAUUUUAUGGUGUAACACCAAAGAUCCAAUGCCUUCCUCCAGAAGAGGGUGAAAAAGCACAAACAAUUGGCCAGAUUGAAUUCUGCUUCACCAAAGAGCUGCAACUGGUGAACUGCACAACGCGGGAGGGUGGAUCCAACGCAGUGCAUGCUCACUUGAAGCUUGGAACUUCGGAGCUGUCGGUCUGCAAUGAUACUCUCCCAACCUAUUACCCUUCAGAGGUCCAAAAUCACAAAUGAAGCCAUAGGACUUCGAAAAACUUUUUCAACAGCAACAAAGCCCACACUCAUGUAAUAUUAUGAGCCCCUGUCCACAGACCUAUAGUGAAGAUUUCUGCUAGAAAAGAGAGUUAUUUUGCUAUUAAAGAAGAGUGGUCCACAUUACGAGAUCAGCAUCUGAUCUACAGCAUGGUCUGGAUUUUUUGGCUUGCUUAUGGUUUGAAUCAAUGUUCAAAAGAGAACUGUG
Molecule: messenger RNA, 1070 nt
Organism: Melozone crissalis (California towhee)
Lineage: Eukaryota; Metazoa; Chordata; Aves; Passeriformes; Passerellidae
Gene: RNASET2
Product: ribonuclease T2
Exons: 10
Coding region: 77-844 (255 amino acids)
Biological process (GO): RNA catabolic process
Cellular component (GO): extracellular region
Molecular function (GO): RNA binding; ribonuclease T2 activity
Source: RefSeq, a predicted model, not a curated record